Molecule: messenger RNA, 530 nt
Organism: Doryrhamphus excisus (bluestripe pipefish)
Lineage: Eukaryota; Metazoa; Chordata; Actinopteri; Syngnathiformes; Syngnathidae
Gene: romo1
Product: reactive oxygen species modulator 1
Biological process (GO): protein insertion into mitochondrial inner membrane; protein import into mitochondrial matrix
Cellular component (GO): TIM23 mitochondrial import inner membrane translocase complex
Source: RefSeq, a predicted model, not a curated record
AAUCGGCCAUCUUGGCUCGCUUUCCUCUGUCGCUCAACUUCCUACUUCCGGCUAUGGAGGUCUGACAGAUAGACAUUUAAACGCUCCUAAGUUGAAUUACGCGUUUACAGCCUCAAUCGAAGACCAGCAGAAGUCUGUUCUAAAUAUUAAAUUUAAAAGAUGCCUGUUGCUGUCGGACCAUACGGACAGACCCAGCCCAGCUGUUUUGACCGGGUCAAGAUGGGCUUCAUGAUGGGCUUCGCUGUUGGAAUGGCUGCCGGUGCCAUGUUUGGUACCUUCUCCUGUCUCAGAAUCGGAAUGCGAGGACGGGAGCUAAUGGGAGGCGUCGGGAAGACCAUGAUGCAGAGUGGGGGUACGUUUGGCACCUUCAUGGCCAUCGGGAUGGGCAUCCGCUGCUGAGGAGCCAGAGAAACCUCAACGCAAUCCAAAUAAACCGAUGGGACAUUUACAAUAGCAGCCACAUCUUGGUGUCCACUCAGUCAUGUCACACUGCAGUCUUGUUUCUUUCAUUAAACCCCCCCAAAAAGUUG